UGCACCCGAUAGAGAGGGCCCGGCCCAAAAGCUGAUCACCUCCUCUCGCAUCGUAUCAGCGCGGAACCCGCCGCCGCCGCCGCCCUCCUCCUCCUCUCCCUGCUCACGAGCGAGCAAGCCCGCAGCAACACCGCACCGCACCUCGUCGGCUCGUCCUUCCACCGCUGUUCUGGGCGGACCGGCACGGGCACCGACGACGUCGCCGGCCAGUUUUAAAGGAUUAAGGCCACCAUGAAACAUCCAGUAAGCUUAUAUGGUUUCCAUCACUUCCUUUCUUCAUGCUCCUCCAGGCUAAAGAGUCACUUGGGAAGAUGUUUUCAGCUGGUACGAGCUACUAUGGAGGACUAGUGCAAUCACAUGCACCUUCAGCAUUUGAUCUUAGGCAUUAUCUCAGCUCCUAUAACAAAACUUCCAAAUGUGUUAUUCCAUGCAAGGCUCGUUCAUUGUCGCAAUUUUCGUGUGGGGGCAGUUCUGCAGACCAAGAGAUUGUGAUUGCUAUGGGAAGCAACGUGGGUGAUAGAGUCAGUACUUUUGAUAGGGCGCUGCAGAUGAUGAAAAGCUCAGGCGUGAACAUCACUAGGCAUGCCUGUCUGUAUGAGACUGCCCCUGCUUAUGUGACUGAUCAACCACGGUUCCUGAACUCUGCCAUUCGUGGUACGACCAGGCUGGGACCUUACGAGUUGCUUAAGAAACUAAAGGAAAUCGAGAAGGAUAUCGGACGCACUGGUGGAAUAAGGUAUGGCCCGAGACCAAUCGAUCUAGACAUACUUCUGUAUGGUAAUUCCCAGAUCCAUAGUGAGACUCUAAUUGUGCCUCAUGAACGCAUUCAUGAGAGGCCAUUUGUCUUAGCACCUCUUGUCGACCUUCUGGGUACAUCCCGUGAUGAUGGUAUUGAAACAAGUUGGCAGUCGCUCUCAAAGUGCAGUGGUGGUUUCUUUGAAUUAUGGAAUAAACUUGGGGGUGAAUCUUUAAUUGGAACAGAAGGUAUUAAAAGGGUACUGCCAGUUGGGAAUCGUCUGCUUGAUUGGUGCGAGAGAGCCCUAAUCAUGGGGAUCCUUAAUGUGACACCAGACAGCUUUAGCGAUGGGGGUAAGUUUCAACAAGUGGAAGCUGCCAUUUCUCAGGCCAAGUUAUUAAUCUCACAAGGUGCAGAUAUCAUUGAUAUUGGUGCUCAAUCUACCAAGCCCUUUGCAAAGAGAUUAUCUCCAAAUGAAGAGCUUGCGAGGUUGAUUCCUGUUCUGGAUGAGGUCACAAAAAUUCCAGAGAUAGAGGGCAAGUUGCUCUCAGUGGAUACAUUCUAUGCGGAAGUCGCCACUGAAGCUGUGAAAAGAGGAGUUCACAUGAUCAACGAUGUAUCAGGUGGACAGCUUGAUCCGAGAAUUCUUAAAGUUGUAGCUGAGCUGGGAGUUCCGUAUGUUGUAAUGCACACGAGGGGAGAUCCAUCAACUAUGCAAAGUGAGGAAAAUUUACAGUAUGUUGAUCUCUUCAGCGAAAUUGCUUCUGAGCUGUAUACAAAGGUGAGAGAAGCAGAAUUAUCCGGGAUUCCAUUGUGGAGAAUCAUUGUUGAUCCUGGCAUUGGGUUCUCCAAGAAAUCUGGAGAUAACCUUGAAGUAAUUGCUGGAUUGAGAUCCAUCAGGAGAGGGAUGGGUAAAACGAGUAUAGGCGCUUCACAUGCGCCAAUUUUACUGGGGACCUCGAGGAAAAGUUUCUUGGGUGAUAUAUGCCAUCAUGCUAAUCCAGCUGAGAGAGAUCAUGUUACUCUUGGAUGUGUUACAGUUGGGGUUUGGUGUGGUGCUAACAUAGUAAGGGUCCAUAAUGCUAGGUAUGGUGCAGAUGGUGCAAAACUUGGUGAUGCAUUCCGUAAAAGCUCUGGAUUUGUACAAGCAUGAGUGGAAUUCUCAGUAUCAUUGUUUUUUUUCUUUGAAUUAUUUCUCAGUAUCAUUGUUACCGACUUGUAGAGGCCGGCUUUGCCUUAAUAUAAAAAGAAAAUCAUUGUUACCGA
Messenger RNA from Panicum virgatum (switchgrass), 2002 nucleotides. Its product is annotated as folate synthesis bifunctional protein, mitochondrial-like. The coding region runs from base 279 to 1889 and encodes 536 amino acids. The record is from RefSeq and is a predicted model, not a curated record. The transcript is spliced from 3 exons. Gene Ontology annotation, molecular function: dihydropteroate synthase activity; 2-amino-4-hydroxy-6-hydroxymethyldihydropteridine diphosphokinase activity. NCBI's taxonomy places the organism in Eukaryota, Viridiplantae, Streptophyta, Magnoliopsida, Poales, Poaceae. Gene Ontology annotation, biological process: tetrahydrofolate biosynthetic process.